UCCGGUUAAUGGCGGCGCUGUAGUGGUCUGCACAUGAACUGAAGGGCAGUGGUGUGACAGCUGCGUGACAUCUUGUUUGUAAAUAAGUGCUCAGCGCUGUCGGCGACUGGUAUCUCUCUCUUCUUACUAGGCUACUGAGCAAAAAAAAAAUUAUGUUCUAAGUCGCUGGUAAAAGUAUAGGCUGAGCUUUAUUAUAUUUUCAGAGGGUUUUCAACCACAGAUAACAGUUCGUCAUGGUCCAUUUAACAUCUCAGCUUUUGAAACGAUACCAUGGUGGGCAUGUUGUAAUCAGAUUGGCACUUGGUGGUUGUACAAAUAGACCUUUCUACCGCAUUGUUGCAGCACACAACAAGCGAGCACGGGAUGGCAAACAUUUAGAACAACUUGGCACUUACGAUCCAUUGCCCAACAUCUACAAUGAAAAACUUGUAAGCUUGAAUAUAGAGAAAAUCAAAUACUGGAUUGGCUGUGGAGCUCAUACUACAAAGCCAGUUGCAAAGUUGUUAGGUAUUGCUGGCUUUUUUCCUUUGCAUCCAAUGACUGUUACAUAUGCUGAACGAUUAAGAAAGGAAAAAGAACUAAAGUCAUUUUCGACAGAUGAAGCAGUGAAAGAUUCUCAUGAAGAGCAAUUGGCUUGAGACACCAGCGAUAAUGCACCCAGACUGUUUCUAGGCUGGAUAUAAUAUCCAUGUGCCUGAUGCCUAUGUGUAAAUGUUUUAUAGAAAAUUAAAAUAUUGUUAUUUGCAUGAUUGAA
Messenger RNA from Pelobates fuscus (common spadefoot toad), 754 nucleotides. It is a transcript of the gene MRPS16, whose product is annotated as mitochondrial ribosomal protein S16. Gene Ontology annotation, cellular component: ribosome; mitochondrial small ribosomal subunit. Gene Ontology annotation, biological process: mitochondrial translation. The transcript has 3 exons. Lineage: Eukaryota; Metazoa; Chordata; Amphibia; Anura; Pelobatidae. Bases 234 to 638 code for a protein of 134 amino acids. The record is from RefSeq and is a predicted model, not a curated record. Gene Ontology annotation, molecular function: structural constituent of ribosome.